UGGAAUAGUGAUGUCACUUUUGUCAAUAUUUCCUAUCUUUUCGAUCAAAGAAGUAACUGUGAGGACAAAAGUGAUGAAUGUCCAGAAUAUUUCCACAAAGGCAAAACCUUAACGUAUACAUACCGUAAUGACUUGAUUCGAAAUCCAAUUCUACAAAUCAUAGUCUGGCUCGUGGCUGUUAUAUCACUUGGUGGAAACUCCAUAGUUAUCAUUGGGACAUCCAGGGAGUUGUGGCGGGACAGACAGGUUGAGAAACUGGGACGUCUUGCUAAAUGCAACCGGACAUUUGUUCUUAAUUUGGCUGUGGCUGAUUUUAUGAUGGGGUUGUAUCUACUUAUGCUUGGAAUUGCAACAGCGGUUAAGUCAGAUAGAUACUGCAGCAGUGAUAGAACUUGGCGCACCAGCCACUUAUGUUCCAUCAUGGGAAUCAUGGCUCAAUUCUCGUCACAAACGUCUGUUCUUUUACUUGUCCUAAUGACAUCAUACAGGCUGUAUGGGACACUACGUCCUUUUCAAGUAGAAGAAUCAAAGCUUUUGGGUGGAGCAGCAUUUUUAACAGGGUGCUCAUGGAUGUUGUCUUUCAUGUUGUCUUUCCUACCACAGUUUCGUUCCCUAAUGGAUUACUUUAUAUCUGAGUAUUGGCUACCGAUGCCAUUUCUUACUUUUGAUUUUGUCAACAAAACUACGCUAAGGGAAUUGGUUCUUAGAUUGGAUACGAUCAAAAAUGGCGAAAAUUCAACCUUAGAUAAUGAAGACUUACAGUGGCGAUCAAUGAUAUCUUAUGUCAAGAAGUCUAACAUACGAGCAAUACAUCCAGAUUGGAAUAAAACAUACAAUGUUCCUAUUGGUUACUACAACAAAUACCCACUUUGCCAGCCUUUCUUUUACCCCAAUUUGGGUGAAACUGGUUGGGAAUACAUGACGUCCAUUAUCGUGCUUAACUUUGUAGCCUUCGUGUACAUAGCAGUGGCUUACGUUGUGAUAUAUAGAGCAUCUUCCAGACCAAAUGUAAGAAAGAGUGUUAGAAGGAGGUCACGUCAGUGGCGAAGAGAUAACAGGAAAAUGCAAAAGAAAGUAAUGUUGCUUGUGGCAACUGAUAUGGCAUGUUGGCUUCCCAUCUGUAUAAUAUUUCUACUCCGUAUGUCCGGGGUUCAAGUCCAUGAUGUGGUGCAUGGAAUUACAGGUACCGUCUUACUGCCGAUAAACAGUGCUAUGAACCCCAUUAUAUACUCCACUACUGUCAACAAAAUACGGGAUAUUUGCCGCAAAAAGAAGCGUGGUGGAUACUAUGAUACCAGCAGUGAUGCAAGUGAUGCCGCUCGGUAUUCUGUUGACCCAGUAUAUGUUAGACAAAGCACAGUUUCAACUGAGGCAACACUUUCAAUAGGAAAACCAACUAAUGGAAGUUUAGGAAACAUUAAUAAUACUGCGAAGUCCAGCAAACCUGGUGUGCGUUUCAAUUUUGGGGCAGUUAACGGAAGUAAGAAAAAACCUGUUAACUUUCAAGCGUCUGAAGAACCUUCAGAAGCCCCAUGUUCGUUGGCAGAGAGACAAGAAUCGUUAAAUACUGCACUCGUGAACGAGGACACCACAAAUGAUAUUUUACCGAGUUUAAAUAAUAACCAGCAUGAAGACUUUAUGUUAAUUACCAGAGGUAUGAAAGAAAGUGUUCUUUGAAAUCACAUUUAUGUUGUUUUUGUUUUAUAUGCACACUUUACACUAUUACACUGCCUAAAAGAGCA
Molecule: messenger RNA, 1742 nt
Organism: Ciona intestinalis (vase tunicate)
Lineage: Eukaryota; Metazoa; Chordata; Ascidiacea; Phlebobranchia; Cionidae
Source: RefSeq, a predicted model, not a curated record